GACGUGCUUGCCUGCUGCGGAGCUGGGCCGCGCGGAAUUGUGCGCCCGGGGUUCCUGGGCCUCCCGUGGCUCCGAACCGAACGCUUCUCUCUGCAGCCGCGUGGCAUCAGGGGACAGGGCCUCAGGGUUGUUUCCACGGCUCCAGGUGUGGGCGGGCCGGUGGCCAUGUGCUCUCACGACCUGGUCCCCAGCUGCCCUGGGAGUUCUUAGUUAUUUUUCCUGAAAAUUUUUGUAUUUCUAGGGCCCAGUCUAUCUAACACUUAUUCUGGCUUCCUUUUCUCCGUUUUCAGUGGUUAGCAUUGUUCUGCUGUUUACUCGAUUAUUCCUAUUUUUCCUGGCUUCUCUCCCUUUAUUUGCCCCUACACUCUCUUCUUGCUAAGGCUAAAUCUCUGCAUUGACCUGUCUCUGGGCUGGCUUCACCGUCUUAAUUAGUACACGUUUGUUUUCAUUUUCCUUGCUUCCGAUGAUGCUUUUUUUCGUUUUUAUUAUUCUGAGUAUUUUUUUGUAAAGUCCUUUUUAAGGCCUGAGUCAACUCGCAGGCCAAUCUAAGGGUAGAUUGCAAUUUACUUACUAAAAAUGGCGUAUUCUUACUCAAGCUCCCUGAAGCUGCAGGAUACCGGUGCUGGCAUUUGUUGAGUGUUUCCUGUGCCUGAAGCCCCAGUAAGUGACUUCAUCCAUGACAACUGUCUUGUGAACAGGCUCCUGAGGCUCCUGGCCGGAAGCUGGAGGGGGCUUGAUCAACAAGAGCGAGAAACGACUCCGUUGUGCUUUCUAGCUCUGAGAUAGAAAAUGUCUGCAGACGGCGGAGGCAUCCGGGCUGCCCAGGACAAGGAGAGAGCCGGAGAGACUCCAGGUCGUGGGCAUUCUGGUCAAGAAAUGCUUUCUGAGUCGGAGCAGACGGCACCGUCAGGAGCCGCUCGGGAGUCACCCCACAUCAAGAUGGAGCCGGAGGAGCCGCAGCCCAAGGGGGUGUCGCAGGAGGCCAGAGCUCAGGGAGCAUGGGGCUGGGAGCCCCCAAGCCGGGGCUCUAAGGAGAAAGCAUGUGUCCUGUCUGGCGGAGCCCUCCCGUCCCCCCAGGCCCCUGUGCUUUCCCACGAGGGGAGGACCAGAGACCCGCGGAUGGCUGCGGCGCUCCUCACCGCCUGGUCCCAGAUGCCGGUGACCUUUGAGGACGUGGCUCUGUACCUCUCCUGGGAGGAGUGGGGGCGGCUGGACCACACACAGCAGAGCUUCUACAGGGAUGUUCUGCAGCAGAGGAACAGGCUGUCCUUGGCAGGGGGUCCCUUCAGCAGACCUGUCUGGGUCUCUCCAGCACAGGGCAAGGGCGAGGCCCCGAGCUCCAGCCGGCCGAUGGGAGAAGAGGAGGAGAAGAGAGAAUCCCCCUGGGUCCCUCGUGCAAGACUAUCUCUUGCUGGAAACCCUCUUUGUUCAGGAGCCGCGCAGCUGGGGAAGGAGGAGCUGGCUCCGUCCCUGACAGCCCUUGGGGAUGUGAAGUCCUUCAAAAACAGGGUGGGGAGAACCCAGGGGGACCCCCUGCAGUGCGGGCAGUCGGCAGCCAGCGGCCAGAGCUCAGGGCCCACCAAAGACCAUGUGCGGCCCAGGCCCCCCGAGCAGGGACAGCUGGAAGCAGCCCCGCCUGACGGCGGCCUCCCCAAGGCCCAGGAGGGCCGCGUCCCAGAGCAGCCCAGCGAGGCGGAGUCAGCCGCCCCGGAGAGCGAGAGCGGCGACGAGGGCCUGGCCCCCGACGCGGACGCGGGCAAGAAGACCUACCGGUGCGAGCAGUGCGGCAAGGCCUUCAGCUGGCACUCGCACCUGGUGACGCACCGGCGCACGCACACGGGCGAGAAGCCCUACACCUGCACGGACUGCGGCAAGCGCUUCGGCCGCAGCUCGCACCUCAUCCAGCACCAGAUCAUCCAUACCGGCGAGAAGCCCUACACCUGCCCGUCCUGCUGGAAGAGCUUCAGCCACCACUCGACGCUCAUCCAGCACCAGCGCAUCCACACGGGCGAGAAGCCCUACGUGUGCGACUGCUGCGCCAAGCGCUUCACCCGCCGCUCGGACCUGGUCACCCACCAGGGCACCCACACGGGCGCCAAGCCGCACAAGUGCCCCAUCUGCGGCAAGUGCUUCACGCAGAGCUCGGCGCUGGUCACCCACCAGCGCACCCACACCGGGGUCAAGCCCUACCCGUGCCCCGAGUGCGGCAAGUGCUUCAGCCAGCGCUCCAACCUCAUCGCGCACAACCGCACGCACACGGGCGAGAAGCCCUACCACUGCCUCGACUGCGGCAAGAGCUUCAGCCACAGCUCGCACCUCACCGCCCACCAGCGCACCCACCGCGGCGUCCGGCCCUACUCGUGCCCCCUGUGCGGCAAGAGCUUCAGCCGGCGCUCCAACCUGCACCGGCACGAGAAGAUCCACACGGCGGGGCCCAAGGCCCUGGCCAUGCUGAUGCUGGGGGCGGCCGGGGCCCUGGCGGCACCCCCGCCGGCCCCCACCUAGGAGGCCGAGCAGGAGGGGCCAGGCGGGGGAGCGGGGGUGGCAGGAGGAGCCGGCAGCUGCUGAGGGGGUGUGACCUGGCGCGGCCAGGGAGGGACUUGCUGGGAAAGUGCUGGGAUGGGGGUUGGGGCGCGGCGGCGCAGGAGGAGCUAGGGUGAGGAGCGGGCAUGCUGGCGGAAAAUUAAAGGCCUUGGAAUUCAA
Phacochoerus africanus (Common warthog) is the source of this 2703-nucleotide messenger RNA. It is a transcript of the gene ZNF205, whose product is annotated as zinc finger protein 205. The record is from RefSeq and is a predicted model, not a curated record. Bases 790 to 2505 code for a protein of 571 amino acids. NCBI's taxonomy places the organism in Eukaryota, Metazoa, Chordata, Mammalia, Artiodactyla, Suidae. The transcript is spliced from 7 exons. Gene Ontology annotation, cellular component: nucleus. Gene Ontology annotation, molecular function: DNA-binding transcription repressor activity, RNA polymerase II-specific; RNA polymerase II cis-regulatory region sequence-specific DNA binding; DNA-binding transcription activator activity, RNA polymerase II-specific. Gene Ontology annotation, biological process: negative regulation of transcription by RNA polymerase II.